Hippocampus comes (tiger tail seahorse) is the source of this 3001-nucleotide messenger RNA. RefSeq names its product alpha glucosidase (gene gaa). The record is from RefSeq and is a predicted model, not a curated record. Gene Ontology annotation, cellular component: lysosomal membrane. The transcript has 19 exons. Gene Ontology annotation, molecular function: carbohydrate binding; alpha-1,4-glucosidase activity. Gene Ontology annotation, biological process: glycogen catabolic process; lysosome organization. NCBI's taxonomy places the organism in Eukaryota, Metazoa, Chordata, Actinopteri, Syngnathiformes, Syngnathidae. Bases 521 to 3001 code for a protein of 826 amino acids.
CUUGUGAGGAUCCGAAAAUGAAUGAAUAAUUUUUACUAGGGUUUGCUUAACUUUCAUGCUUAAGAGCUACAUUGGAGUUUUCUUUAAUACAACUUCACUUUGUUUUUCUAAUCAAUAUGUAAUUAAAAACGGAAGUAGUUUUAUUUUUGUUUAUUUAAUCAAUUAUUAGAUGACCAUUUUAAAUCAUGCAACAAGCGUUACAGGGAUCUUGCUACUUUAACUGCCCUCCCAUUACCCCCCGACCUCGCAUUGUACUACAAUGAGAUUCAUACUUGUAAUUUUUCAACUAUUCUAAUGAAUGUCGAGUAUAUCUGGCACAUAUUUAUUUUACGUCAUAAACGGGGCCAAUCCGUGUCGCCAUGAAUUUAUUUUGACCUAUCUCGCUUGCCGUCGUUUGUUUUGGGACUUUUAAGGACAUGCAACAAAAAUUCCAGCAAUCUGGGCACCUGAAUUUAACUUUUUUGUUUUAUCGCCGCGUCAAUAAAGUUCUAAUCCGGUCCGAAUUUUGCACGAACAUCCCAUGGCUCUUUGGGUGAAGCUAACUGUAGCCGCGUUUCUGGCUUUCGCGUUUCACACAUUCUCCGAUUUGAGUCACAUGCCCAUUCUCUACAACAGACAGGUUCGAAAUGGCGAGCCAUUUAAAAGCACCGUCCGCGAUAGACUCGAACCACGGGACUAUUAUUUGGCCGUCCAACCCUCGCGUUGCAAUAUGUCUCCGGAAAGUCGCUUCGACUGUGCCCGGGACCGAGCGCUUAGUCGCCGAGAGUGUGAAGAGCGGGCUUGUUGUUACUCUCCUCUCAACGACUCGUCAAAAGCUCCGUGGUGCUUCUACCCUUAUUCCUACCCUGGCUACAAAAUGGGUGUCUUGACGCCUACCGAGCGAGGCCAGGCUGCCACUUUGACCCGGGCCUCCCCCUCUUACCUACCUCGAGAUGUGGCCACUCUCCACCUGGAAGAAAGUCAAGAGUCUGAAGGCUGCUUGCGCCUCACUUUGAAGGAUCGAUGGUCGGACCGGUAUGAAGUUGAACUCCUAACUGGAGUCCCUCAGGGCAAAAUUAGUCGUCAAGAUGCCCUGUAUACCACUGAGUACCAGUCCAACCCUUUUGGAUUGGUUGUGAGGCGGGCAUCCAAUGGAAGGGUCAUCAUGAAUAGCACGGUGGCCCCUCUGCUUUUUGCUGACCAGUAUCUGCAGUUGUCCACCACUCUGGCCUCCUCGCUGGUGUCAGGCCUCGGGGAGCAUUACACGUCUCUCCUCCUGGACCUUAACUGGACCUCCCUGACUCUCUGGAACAGGGACAUGGCUCCUCAUGCUGGUGCAAACCUAUAUGGCUCGCACCCAUUCUAUGUGGUACAGGAGGGGGACGGACUGGCCCACGGGGUGUUCCUACUCAACAGCAAUGCCAUCGAAGUCAUCUUGCAGCCUCUGCCAGCUCUGACGUGGGUGUCCACAGGUGGAAUCCUAGACCUGUACAUUUUAAUGGGUCCCGACGCGCAGACCGUUAUACGUCAAUAUCUGCAAGUUAUCGGUUAUCCCAUGAUGCCUCCCUAUUGGUCGUUGGGCUUCCACCUUUGUCGCUGGGGCUACAAAAGCACUAAUAUCACUCGGCAGGUGGCUCGGCGAAUGCACGAUGCUAACUUCCCCAUGGUACCUUCAUGUUACAUGAACCUGAUGAUGCAGUGGAAUGACCUGGAUUACGCAGACAAAGGUAGGAUCUUCACCAAUGACCCCUUGCAAUUCGGGGACAUGACAGAAAUGGUGGAGGAAUUUCACCUAAGAGGCUUGAAGUACGUCCUCAUCCUGGAUCCUGGGAUCAGUACAACUUCUCCUCCAGGAAUGUACCGUCCCUUCGAUGAUGGACUCAAGCGAGAUGUAUUCAUCAAAAAUGCCACCGGUCAACUCUUAAUAGGCAAGGUUUGGCCUGGUGCGACGGCGUUCCCUGACUUUACCAACCCGGAGACCAGACGGUGGUGGGAAGACUUAAUUGUGGAGUUUUAUUCGAAAGUGCCAGUAGAUGGAUUAUGGAUUGACAUGAACGAACCAGCCAGUUUCGUUUCGGGCUCACUGGAGGGUUGUCCUGACACAGAGCUUGAGAACCCGCCGUACACACCCAGGGUGGUCGGAGGCCGCUUGAGUGCUUUCACUAUUUGUAUGUCGGCUCAGCAAAAUGUAUCCACUCACUACAACCUGCACAACAUGUACGGACUGACUGAAGCUUUUGCCACACACAGAGCUCUGGUAAAAGCGCGCGGGAAGAGGCCAUUUGUCCUGUCUCGCUCUUCCUUCCCAAGCAUCGGACGCUUCUCCGGAGUGUGGACGGGAGAUGUUAGAAGCAACUGGGAGCAACUUGGAUAUUCCAUCCCUUCGGUGCUGAAGUUCAGCCUCUUCGGGGUGCCCCUGGUCGGCGCGGACAUCUGCGGCUUCGGGGGUGACACCACCGAGGAGUUGUGCGUGCGCUGGAUGCAGCUCGGGGCCUUCUACCCCUUUAUGAGGAACCAUAACGAUCGGCAAUAUGCUCCUCAGGAGCCUUUCGUAUUUGGCCAGAAGGCCCAGGCGGCCAUGCGGAGUGCGCUGAAUCUUCGUUACUCUCUUCUGCCGUUUCUCUACACGCUCUUCCAUCACGCGCACACCUCUGGAGACACGGUGGCCAGGCCUCUCUUCAUGGAGUUUCCCACUGACCCUCACUGUCAGAUCAUAGACCGACAAUUCCUCUGGGGGAGUUCUCUCCUUAUCAGCCCAGUCCUCAAGGAGGGUGCCAUGGAAGUGGCCGCUUACCUGCCUCCCGGCAUCUGGUACAACCUGCACAGUGGUCAGGCGUCGUACAGUACAGGCGAGUACCUGCUUCUGUCUGCCCCGCUGGACACCAUUAACGUCCAUUUGAGGGAGGGGCACAUUGUGCCCCAGCAGGAGCCAGCUUUAACGACAACAGUCUCGCGCACAAACCCCUUCCUCCUGACGGUGGCGCUGUCAGCGGGAGAUCGUCCACGCAAACAGUCCAUUUAG